CCUAGGAGGUAUGGGGGCAUGGCGCGUCCGUCAACAUCCACGGACUCCCUUAGGUCAAGGUCCCCAUGACGCGGGGAUUGGAGACGGGAACCAGCCACGGAGCAGGAUCGAGGGGUGACCCAGCAAAUCAGUGAGCUAGGUAGAAGUGUCGCGACAAUGAAGCAACACUUUGAGGAGGAACGGAUGCGUAAGGAAAAUCGUUUAAGGCGGAAGCAGGAAAAGGAGGAGGAGAAACGAAGGGAAGAGGAGAAGCGACGGGAAGAGGAGAUGCAGAUCCGUGAAGAGGAGGAAAGGGCUAUUCAAGAGAAGAAGGCUAGGAAGAAGAAGGAAAGACGAAGGAAGGAAGCGGAAAGCCCCGCGGAAUUGAAGAAGGAUUUGAGUAUGCAAAUGGUGAUGCAGCUUGGUGAGUUGGAGGAUAAGUUUGUGCGGUGCAUGAAGCAAGCGAUGACGGGGCUAGGUAAGCCGGCUAGCGAAAAGAGUAAGGAGGUGAAGCGUGAGCCGGCGUGCAGUGGUAGUGGCAGUGAAAGCGGGGCGAGCAUCACCCAGGACUUGAGUGCCAGAACCGCCGACUUGGUUAUUUCUGAGAAGCGUAAGCAAGGUCCGAACAGAGCGAUUGGGAAUAGUCCUCCGAUGAAAUCAUCGGCAAAACGGACACCAAAAUCAGGACGGAAGCAGGCAGCAUUUGCUGGAAGACUGACGCGAGCACGCGCAAAGAUGGUGACGCCGCUUGCCACUCGGACCGAGACUCCGAACAUGAAGGGAUCGUUGGCGCGCUUCAAGUACCGCAACAUAAUGAUGCAGGAGUUGAAGCUGUUGGACGCCAGCGAACUGCAGCGUAUCUGCCGGGAGGAAGGGGUGUCGUACGAUGGUAAGGUGGAUGCGAUAUUUGAUGUCGCCGACCAUCGCACGUACCUGAAGUUUGAGGUCGAGGAGGCACCGGAGCUGCAACCCGAAACCAUCAACAUUGAAGACUCUGAAGCUGGACGAGGAGGCGACUCUGUGUCGAUGGCAGAGGUCGAAAUCUGGAAACAGAGGUUCGAAGAUUUGGUGGUAACAUAUGUUGACCGCAAUUCUGGUGAAAUUGUUGUGAUGUGUCCUCAAUUGUACUAUUCUGCUAUGCUAAAACUGUUCGUACUGAAUUCGGGAUACAGGGUGGUGAAGGAACCGGUAUCAUGUGUAGUCCGGGAGAUGGUGGAGGAUGUGUCUGCGUAUAAUUUGACGAAGUUUGCUCGGGUGAACGUGAAGGGAAACUUUGGGAAUGCUUACGUUAUCCCAAAGCAUAAGGACUUGAGUCGUUUCCGACCUAUUUGUCCAUCAUUUUCGGACCCUCUAGCUCGCACUGGCAAAUUGGUGUCCAAGGCUUUGAACCAUUUGCUGUAUAAUGUUCCGAGGGGCUGGCACUUUAAUUUACGAUCGGUGUCUGACCUGGUUACUUCAUUAGAGCAGGGGAAUCGGAAGUUGGGACGCCUCGACAGUGAUCAUAAUGUGACUAUGUAUUCCUUUGAUAUUAAGGAAAUGUUUACAAAGUUGCCCCAUGCGGCGAUCAUUGACGCGGUGAAUUGGUUGAUUGAUUGGCACGUGUCCAGGAAUCGGACAAUGAUUCGGGUGAAUACGCGGGGGAGAGGAGCCAACUUCGGUUUGACCACCGGAGCGGACUAUGGGGAUAUGCUAGAACUGCAGGACAUAAAUUCUUUUGUUAGUAUAGAUCUGCGAAACACUUACUUCUUCGCGACCAGUGUUCUAUUGAAGCAGGAGGUGGGCAUCCCCAUGGGGAAAAGCACUAGCCCACCGCUGGCCUGUAUACUUUGUGCCUAUGCGGAGUACCGUUUAAUAGGGAAUCUCGGGCGUCGGGCUAGCCACCUGUUCGCGACACGCUUGAUGGAUGAUGUCCUCCUCGCUCUGGCUUGGAAAAAGGAGGAUGAUCAAGAUAUGCUAUUGCAAGCAUUUCGUAGCUGCUAUCAUGAGGGUCUGGUACUGGAGCAAACCGAUGACGGGAAGGGGACUACCUAAUUUUUGGGAUGCAAAGUCGUAGCUAGACAGAGUUACCCUAUGUUGAGCUGCGUACGCCGUACAAAUGUCCUGGAAUGAGGAUUGCAUUUGGACUAAUGAUCCGCUAGUCCAUAAGAAUGGUGAUUGUAGGACUACCGAUGCAUGAGUGGGCAUCAGGUGGCUACGAUGUACGAGCAGCAGCGUCACAAUGUCUAACAAACCCAAUCGUUCGUU
Chara braunii is the source of this 2223-nucleotide messenger RNA. NCBI's taxonomy places the organism in Eukaryota, Viridiplantae, Streptophyta, Charophyceae, Charales, Characeae. The record is from the annotation of a GenBank genome assembly.